Molecule: messenger RNA, 1884 nt
Organism: Fibroporia radiculosa
Lineage: Eukaryota; Fungi; Basidiomycota; Agaricomycetes; Polyporales; Fibroporiaceae
Exons: 11
Coding region: 1-1884 (627 amino acids)
Source: RefSeq, a predicted model, not a curated record
AUGUCUAAUCUGUCCCCCAACAUCGACUCUACUAAUGUUGCUACCGUUGAGGCUUCCCCUCUCGCUGGCAUGGAUGGCAGUGGCGAGACAGUUCUGGCUACCGCUAGUUCCCAAGAGGUUGAAAUCAAGCCAUCCUUGAAUCCUCUAGAUGCUACUCACCACGACUCAGACAACCGGGUCACUGAGGUGACACCAGCAGAGCACCCUGCAGUCGUUUACUUCCCAAUUGAGGCGCAGCAUAAAGCUACUACGGUUGAAAAUAGCAGUGCUGAUACUGUUAACGUGUCAGCCAAUAUAGAAGAGCUCCCGACGCCGUGUUUUCUUUGUGAUGAUAAACUCGCUUGGUGCAAGAAACCCAGAAGAAAGAUCGACGUUAUCAAAGAUCCUGCCCCGUUCCCGAAAAUUCCUCAGCCUGAAGAUGGGGCACAAUUAUUGGAGGCUGUAGUCGACGAGGUGGCGUUUUCAGACCCACUCCCUCCCAAUAUGUGGCAAGUCAAUCAAUCACCUGAAUUACGCCGAGCGCUGGUCGGUAGUACCAAUAUCCUACGAGGUGUCAUCGUCACACCCAACGGGCCUAUGCCGAGUGGUCGAGAACUGUACAUCUUCGAUGGGCCACUUCCUGCCGCAAAUAUGAACGAAGCAAGAUUCCGAUCUGAUACAAUGGAGACAUCGUCGGCCUCAUCUUUCGUGAACAAUGGUUGGACUGAAGCUUCUGUUGACUUUUCCUCUCCUUGGGUAUCUGCUUCUACUUCAGUCCAAUUGUUGAAUAUGCAUUCGGGAGUCAAUGAGCGGCGUACAGUAUACGCAUCAUCAUUCUUGGAAAUCACUCGUGGUUUCAUUGACUUUGAUGUCAGAGAGAUGAGAGCCCAUAUCUCAAGCGACUUCAUAGGGGCUAUCGAUUGGGCACUACAAGGAAAUUCGCAAAAUGUCAUCCGACACAACCUCAUGACAGCUUUCAAUUACUAUGGGCAUAUAUUCAACACGAGACUAGUACUUGGGGCAACAUAUGUGUGCACGAGCUCAGCGAUUGCUUGGAAUGAGGCACACGAGACUUCCAUUCGCCAGGAACUGUCUGCCGCCGUGCAAGCAGGUGUCAUGGGCUGGGGUGGGGGUAUUGGUGGUAGUGUCGGUACGCACACACAGACGACAACUCUCGCUUCAAAUCAAACAAUCACGAUGACUCUGUUUGUGCGGGGUGGACAAUCCUCACUACUCUUCGACCGCGAUGCAUGGCUACAUUCCACUGAGCAUUUUCAGAACUGGGUAGUUACCAGAGCUGACAAUCCGGUUCCGACAAUUGAGUUACUGGAUGAUCACAGACGCAAUCGCGUCCUCGAUGCUAUGGCGCCGAUCAUUGGAAGGUGGAUCCAUGUUAAUUCCAGCGGCGCCUGGCUAGAGCCCGACAUGCGCCUUUAUCCUGGGUGGUUCUGGCUUGGACAGAGCGCUAAAACGCAGGACUCCGGGUCUAGGAUCCUGAUUGUCCAAGCUAGGGACCCAUCUGCACUUGGAUGGCUGUGGGCCCUUGAUGGCCUCGUCACCCAAAAUGGCUGGGCCGUUACUUCUCUUCGUCCCAUGCAGGAUGGUACAAGGUACAAUGCGCUUAGUAUACUUAUUCAGCCAGGCCACCCUGUGUUUACUGAGAAUGUGAUGGCCAUACGACCAGUCCGGAGAGAUCUGUUAAUUCCUGGAGAGAAAGGCGAGCAGAUUAUGAGUUCUGGAACUGUUGUAUUAUAUGCGGUAAAUGAGCUGGAACCAACCAACCAGCCCAACUGGGAUCAGUACGAACCCAAUGGUCUUGUGGUAUUGGUUCUCGCAGGGUCUCACUCCACGCCCAAUGGUAUUGAGUCGAUUUGCCAUUGCAAUACAGAAUUGAAGCUGAACUAA